This is a messenger RNA of Durio zibethinus, 1971 nucleotides long. Its product is annotated as scopoletin glucosyltransferase-like. Lineage: Eukaryota; Viridiplantae; Streptophyta; Magnoliopsida; Malvales; Malvaceae. Gene Ontology annotation, molecular function: UDP-glucosyltransferase activity. The record is from RefSeq and is a predicted model, not a curated record.
AGAACAUGAAAUCAUAUCAAUUAAUGGUUUUAAUAGGAGGAGAAGCUGACGAAUGCGAAGACGAUUGUAUAGUAGGAUAUUCCUCUCUUGAUUUUGUUUAUAACUGAUCAUGCUAGUGUUAACCGAAUGAACACAAUUUCAAACCAUUGCAGAAAAAUUUCAAGGUCCAUCUUUCUUUCUGUUUUUUCAUCACUUUAUCUGAUUUUUAAUUUAUUCUCCUUCCACGGAGAAUGGGAAGUGAAAUUCCUCCGGUUCAUAUGUUGUUCUUUCCAUUCAUGGCUCAUGGCCACAUGAUACCGACUGUGGACAUGGCCAGGCUGUUCGCAAACCAAGGAGUGAAGACAACUAUAAUCACCACUCCGCUCAAUGCUUCUUUCUUCUCCAAGACAAUCCAGAGAAGCAAGGAAUCUGGUAUCGAUAUCGGUAUCAGGACUCUAAAGUUUCCUACUGUUGAGGCUGGCUUGCCUGAAGGGUGUGAAAACGCAGACUUGAUCCCGACUUCCCAAGAGGGAAGUGCGGACUUGGUCAGCAAAUUCUUCACAGCCACAGCCAUGCUCCAGGAACCCCUUGAACAGCUGCUACAUAAAUGCAAACCAGAUUUCUUGGUUGCUGAUAUGUUCUUUCCUUGGGCUACCGACGCAGCAAAUAAAUUUGGGAUCCCGAGGUUGGUGUUUCACGGAACUAGUUUCUUUUCCUUGUGUGCAUCGGAGUGCAUGAGGCUAUACGAGCCACACAAGAAAGUUCAGUCUGAUUCCGAACUUUUUGUGGUGCCUAAUCUUCCGGGAGAUAUCAUGUUGACAAAAAAGCAGCUGCCAGAUCAUAUGAAAAAAGAUAUCGAAACUGACUUUGCCAAGAUGAUCAAAGCAGUUAAGGAAUCAGAGCUAAAAAGCUAUGGCGUAGUAUUCAACAGUUUUUACGAGCUGGAGGAUACGUAUGCUGACUACUACAGGACUGUUUUGGGAAGAAAGGCAUGGCAUAUCGGUCCUGUUUCGCUGUGCAAUAGGGCCAUUGAAGAUAAAUCAGAGAGGGGAAAGAAAUCAGCAAUUGAUGAACACGAGUGUUUGAAGUGGCUUGACUCCAAAAAACCCAAUUCAGUUGUUUACAUAUGUUUUGGAAGUAUGGCCAACUUCACCUCAGCACAAUUAAAGGAGAUUGCCAUGGCGCUUGAAGCGUCAGAGCAUCAAUUCAUUUGGGUUGUGAGGAAACAAAAGAACAAUGAAGAAGAGGAGGAUUGGUUGCCAGAAGGAUUUGAGAAGAGAAUGGAAGGCAAGGGACUGAUAAUAAGAGGAUGGGCACCGCAAGUUUUGAUUCUUGAUCAUGAAGCAGUUGGUGGAUUUGUGACUCAUUGCGGAUGGAAUUCAACCUUGGAAGGCGUGUCUGCUGGCGUGCCUAUGGUCACCUGGCCGGUGUCCGCAGAGCAGUUCUACAACGAAAAGUUGGUGACGCAAGUCCUAAAGAUUGGAGUGGCCGUUGGUGUUCAACAAUGGGUGAGAACGAUCGGAGAUUUUGUGAAGAGAGAAGCAAUAGAAAAGGCGGUGAAGGACAUCAUGAAUGGUGAUAAAGCAGAAGAAAUGAGAAACACUGCAAAGGCACUGGCAAAAGCUGCCAAAAGGGCUGGUGAGAAAGGAGGGUCAUCUCACUCUGAUUUGAAUGCUCUGAUUGAAGAACUGAGCUUGCGUCGUCAUUGAAUCAACAGCCAGAAGGAAAAAUCAUAUUUCAUAUUUUUUAUGUCAUUUGGUGUUCCUUGAACUUAAUGCAUGUUUUGGGGACUGUGAACUGGGAAAAAUCAAUAUUUUCUUAUUGCUAUGAAUCUUAUUAUUGCCUUAGAUAAUAAUAAGAUAAAUUUAGUAAUAAUUUAAUCAUAUUACAAUUCAUGGUCAAGAUUGAAGAAAGAGUUUACCUACAUUAUUAUGGCACUAAUGCAAAAGUAGUGCGCUUCAAAACUUAGAUCGUGAUUAUGUACAUGUUGGA